CGAAUCUCCGAUGCCAUGCCUCCAUUCCCCUGCAGCGACUGGGAGGAGUCGGAGAACACAAGGAGCGGGAAAGGUAGACCUCGAAGGAUGCCGGAGUUGCCGGAGGUGGAGGUGGCGCGGAGGGCGAUUGAGGAGCAUUGUGUAGGGAAGAGGAUCGUCCAAUGCUCGGUCGCCGACGACCCUAAGGUCAUUGACGGCGUCACGCCCUCGGAUCUAGAGUCCGCCCUCGUUGGCAAGACCAUCGUAGCAGCCCUCCGCAAGGGAAAGAACCUAUGGCUCCGCCUCGAUUCCCCGCCCUUCCCUACAUUCCAGUUCGGUAUGGCGGGGGCUAUCUACAUUAAAGGCGUGACGCUGACAAAGUAUAAAAGGUCUGCGGUGAGCGAUGCGGAUGAAUGGCCUUCAACAUACUCUAAAGUGUUGCUUAAACUUGAUGAUGGAUUGGAGCUUUCUUUUACCGAUAAGAGACGUUUUGCCCGGGUUCGCUUACUUGAAGAUCCAAAAUCAGUAGCUCCUAUUUCUGAACUUGGCCCAGAUGCAUUGUUAGGGCUUAUGCCAAUCGAUGCCUUUAUGGCAUCACUGAGCAAAAAGAAGAUUGCAAUAAAGGCUCUUUUACUUGAUCAGAGUUACAUUUCAGGCAUUGGCAAUUGGAUAGCAGAUGAAGUGCUUUACCAGGCAAAGAUUCAUCCUAAUCAAAUUGCUUCAAGCUUGUCAAGAGAGAGUUGCAAGGCAUUGCAUAAUUGCAUCAAGGAGGUUAUUGAGAAGGCCCUGGAAGUUGGAGCUGAUAGUAGUCAAUUCUCCCAGGACUGGAUUUUUCAUUCUCGCGAGAAGAAACCUGGGAAUGCUUUCGUGGCUGGGAAGAAAAUAGAAUUCAUCACAGUAGGUGGUAGAACUUCAGCAUAUGUACCAGAGUUACAGAAGUUAACUGCAAAUCAGUUGGAAGAGGCCUCUUACAAGAAAUCAGCCAAGACAAGGUCCAUCAAAAAUGUUGACAAGGAAGAAUCAACAAGUGAGAAAGAGGAGUCCAACAAAAUCUCAAAGAAAACGAAAGAUCCCAAGAGGCAGGCAAAGAAAACUGGUGAAACCAAAAACACUAGUAGUUCAGGCAAAGGGAAGACACAGAAACAAGAUGAAUCUGCACUCGGCUCGCUGAAGAAGAGAAAAGAAUCCAAUCAAGCUGAAACACGACAGAAGAAAGCAAAGAAGUAAGUUAUCUUAGAGGGCUAUUUUUCUUUUGCACCAGGAAGCAUCUUUAGAAGAAGCAUAUACCUAUAAAAUACUUCCGACCUCAUUUUGUUUUAGGAUGUAGAUCUGUCGACUCUGUUAACUUUGCUUGUAAAUAUAUUAUGGUAACUGCCGCUGCCAUGAAAUCUUUUGCUAUUAACUUAACAGCGUUCAGGCAAAGAAACAGUUUAAUCAAAUGGCCAAAGCAGAUGCUUUUGUGUAGCUAACAGCAUUAACAAGCCCUAACGCACUGAUCUCUGUCGUGUCAAUGGGCGACAGAUUCCCCAUUACAGCCUAAAGCUUCAUCAAACCUUCAUGGAGGGACCUCUAAGCCAGCUUUAACUUUACUCUGCCAUUAUAGGAGGAAGAACAUGCCUACAUGGUUCCCUAAUUGGGCUUUGUCCACAUUCCAACUCACCCACGUUGCAUCAGUUCUUACAGCUCGGAUCAGUAGAAGUAAUCCAGUGAUUAAGCAUGCACAAAGACAAGGAGGAACAAGGAGGCGAGGUGACUGCAUAAGACGCAUGUGGCUGUUGCUACAUAAAGCAGAUCCAAGAACUGGGUGCAGGGAUUGUUGGGGAGCAGAUGGAGCGGAACAAUUCCUGUGCUUUGAUUGUUUAGGAUGGCGUGCACUCGAAGUAGCCCAGCACAACGCACACAUUAAGGUCACACACUCUGCUAUGUCCACACAUCAACAAGGCAAUGUAGAGAGAGAUGCAUCUGUUUCAGAAGAAGACAUUUCCGCCCAUCUCAUUAACCAGAUUCAGAUCUCGGUUUCACUUUGUCAGUGAGGAAGAUUUAGACUGAGAAAGUUAGAUUUAGGCUGAGAAUUCAAAUUUGUAGAGUUCAUUUAUCAAACACUCUCUAAAUAUGCACCAAAAAAAAAAAAACAGGGAAAAGCACACUGUACUACAUGAUGGGCGGCAAGUGACAGCUCAGCAAUGGAUGGAACCCGAGGAAGAUCUACACGUAUGCUUAGGAAUCCAAUUACUGAAUAAUUGGCAAACUAAAGCCAAAGUAGCUACAGGGUGUCACAAAAGCUUCCAACAAUAGCCAAACCCUUUUGAAUUAGGACAACACAAACUGUGUCUGUGGCAGCAGCUCUGUCACCUGUCCACAAUGUGUUGUCUUGCCAUAACUCAAAGUUCUUAUUUUACAGAGUAGAAGGUGGUGACUGCACUGCUACAAUUAGUGAGGAGGCCGGAGAAGUAGAAGGACAAGGUAAGAGUAGUUUCAGCUGUUUUUGUUGUUUUUUUAAUCUCCCUAUUCUUCUUGGGAUUGGGUAAGGUCACAUAUCAUUCUUACUCGCCCAAAAAAAAAAAUCCUCUCCUUUUUCUUUUCUCUUCUCUCUUCUCUCUUAUAAGUAGGCAACCAUAUGUUUUUAUCUACUUCCACCUCCAAUUCUUCUUCAUAGUGUCUGCAGAUGAUGGCCCUCCUUGUAGUUUUCCACAGCUUUCUUGAACUGCAUGCAGUAAUCCUUUGUGCCGGCGAAGGUGCAUGCGAUAGUACGGACUGUCGUCGCACACGCCCUUUUUUCUUGUAGUGUGGAAGAACUGAGUGUGUGACUCUGUAUCUAAAUUGCAGUUCAAUAAAGCUGUGGGAAAUUACAGUGAGUGGCCUAAUUUAAGACUGAGAGCCGGCUUUAUACAAUCUCCUUCUCUUUGUUUGUCAAGGUCAGACUCCAAAGGAAAGAGAAGAUUUCGAUUUCAGAUCUCAGCUGUGUUCUUCUUUUUCUUUUGUAAAACUUUUUGGUAGAUUUAUGAGAUAAAUCUUUGUUCUCGGAAAUUA
Messenger RNA from Zingiber officinale, 3009 nucleotides. RefSeq names its product formamidopyrimidine-DNA glycosylase-like. Gene Ontology annotation, cellular component: nucleus. The record is from RefSeq and is a predicted model, not a curated record. Gene Ontology annotation, molecular function: DNA-(apurinic or apyrimidinic site) endonuclease activity; zinc ion binding; damaged DNA binding. Gene Ontology annotation, biological process: base-excision repair. Bases 16 to 1206 code for a protein of 396 amino acids. Lineage: Eukaryota; Viridiplantae; Streptophyta; Magnoliopsida; Zingiberales; Zingiberaceae. The transcript is spliced from 10 exons.